This is a messenger RNA of Neocloeon triangulifer, 2488 nucleotides long. It is a transcript of the gene drk, whose product is annotated as growth factor receptor-bound protein 2. The transcript is spliced from 5 exons. The coding region runs from base 316 to 951 and encodes 211 amino acids. Lineage: Eukaryota; Metazoa; Arthropoda; Insecta; Ephemeroptera; Baetidae. The record is from RefSeq and is a predicted model, not a curated record. Gene Ontology annotation, molecular function: protein binding.
CGUAACAAGAGCCGGAGGUGGGGGAAAUUCUAAUGGAGUUCUAAAGUGAACAAGAUCCUGUUGUUGUAUUUUCACUUUUGACGCUAUUUUUCACUAUUUUGGAACCGCAUUUUGCAUCAGGUGAACGUUGGACAUUCGGUUUGUCGAAAUCGCGUUAGUGCGACGAAAAGAAAUUUCAUCCGAAGACCAGAAUUCGCCUGCUUUCUUGGAAGGGUGUGCGAAUCCUUUUGGGGAGUUUUCCUUCACUUCCUUCUGCUGUGACUAAGCCUGAAAACACUUUUGAGGAAAUUGUGAAUUCUCCAUAAAACCUACACAAUGGAAGCACAAGCGAAACACGAUUUCAACGCAACUGCGGACGACGAGCUUAGCUUUCGAAAGGGUCAAAUUUUAAAGAUCCUUAACAUGGAAGAUGACAUGAAUUGGUACAGAGCUGAACUGGACUCUAGAGAGGGACUCAUCCCAAGUAAUUACAUUGAAAUGAAACCUCACGAAUGGUAUUAUGGCAGAAUUACGAGAGCAGACGCAGAAAAACUUCUCUUGAACAAACAUGAGGGAGCCUUUCUUAUCAGAGUCAGUGAAAGUUCGCCUGGUGAUUUUUCGUUAUCAGUAAAAUGCUCAGAUGGAGUGCAACACUUUAAAGUAUUGAGAGACGCACAAGGAAAAUUCUUUCUCUGGGUUGUCAAAUUUAAUAGUCUGAAUGAGCUCGUUGAGUACCACCGCACUGCGUCAGUUUCACGCUCCCAAGACGUAAAACUCCGAGACAUGGUUCCGGAAGAGUGCCUGGUGCAAGCCUUGUACGACUUCACACCACAAGAACCAGGAGAACUUGAGUUUCGUCGAGGGGAUGUCAUCACAGUAACUGAUCGCGCUGACAAACACUGGUGGAGUGGUGAAAUAGGUUCCCGCAGGGGCCUCUUUCCUGCCACUUACGUAACUGCCUACCACUCCUAGAGAAGCUUCCUGAGCCCUUUUGUGCUGCGCUUUAUUCGAUUCUGUCAAACUGAACCUUCCUCCUUAAUUAGCUACCCCAGUUUAUUUUGGUGCCUUGAACAUUUACUACCACACAGAAUAUUUUGUGAAACUAUAACCAUUGGGCUCUAAUUUGUCGAUUUUUCGAGCUCUCAUUUAGUAUUAAGCUGAAGUACAACUUAACUGAGAAAUUUCAGUGAUGAAUAUUAGUUUUUACUUUUCCUGCCAAGUCAGUCACUAUUUUCUCACUUGUUCUGAAAAUUGUAGUUUUCAUUUUACGGCUUACAUAAUUCAUUCAGAGCAGUUAAGCUUGAACUAGAAACGUAACAAUUUAACACAUUAAUAUACUUGGGCAUUUCAUCUCAUUCUGCCAAACAAAAGUUCAUUAUAUGCAUUUGAAUUAACUUUAAAGUCACUAUACAUUUUAUUGAUUGAGAAAGUUUACUUGUGGAUUAGCAAGGGUCGUCAUUUUGCAUGAGUCGCAAAUGACAACUUUGUUCGUAAAACCAAGCAUAUCCACCUGGGAAACCUCUCUCAAUCUUCAGAGAGUGCAAUAUUUAUAUCUACUUUAAUUUGUUUUUUCAACUACGUCAAUUAUUGUUCCAUGUCUUGGCAAACUUUCUGUGUCUUAUCAUAUCUCCGAGCUCUCUUCGUUCCAACUUUCGAAACUAUUUCUCCUAAUGAUCCUAAUGACAACAAGCCACCCCACCACCAAACAGGACGAGAAAUCGCUCUGUCAAACAGAAACAGUGUAAUUACAUAGCCACAAAACUGAUGCUAUUGCUAGAAUAUUUGAAACGGCCCAGAAUUCGCUGGCGAUGGAAAAAGUGGAAAGUCUGAGUAAAUCCAAAAUUUAAUACGAAAAUCUAAACCAUGCAAUUAAUUUAUAUUAUACAUGACUGAGCACAAAUUUGUGUCAGUCUUAAUUCGGUGCACCUAAUGAUUCAUUCUCAAGCAUUUGGGAGGUAAACCUGCCAUGAAUUCAAAUACGUGAUGGAAAGUGUGCUAUAUGAUGACAGAGGCAAAUUUUGUAUAAAUUUUUUAUGCAAUCUCAUAGCAAGUAAAACAUUGUAAAAUAGUGAUAAUAAUAAUUUACUGAUGAUUGGCUUUAUGAUACGUUGAAUACACAACCCGUUGGAUGUUAAAGCAUGAAACCAAUGUGGAGAAAAAUUUAAUUAUGUUGAAACAACUCAAUAUAAAUUAAAGCCUACCAAUCUUAACAAUAAGUUGUAAGAAAUUGAUGCGAUGCAAUCAUUUGUUGGAAUGUAUAAAAGUUCUCAAUUGAGAGAUGAAUGAGAAAAAACGGGUUGGCUACUGCUGCAAUGGCUCAAAAAUGCUGCAAUAUAAUUAUUUUGAUUGAGAGGCCGCUUUGCCUGUCCAGAGUUUAUUAUGAAUUUUGUUUACUGUUUUUUUCUGGCGCGAAAUUUUUUGAAAAUGUUUUUCCCAGAGUGGAUAAUUGUGUAAAUAUUUUACUUACUCUUCGAUGUCAAUAAAGUAAUACUGUAUGAUUGUAAGGUAA